This is a messenger RNA of Hevea brasiliensis (rubber tree), 2070 nucleotides long. Its product is annotated as WRKY transcription factor 72A. Bases 16 to 1854 code for a protein of 612 amino acids. Gene Ontology annotation, biological process: regulation of DNA-templated transcription. Gene Ontology annotation, molecular function: DNA-binding transcription factor activity; sequence-specific DNA binding. The transcript is spliced from 5 exons. NCBI's taxonomy places the organism in Eukaryota, Viridiplantae, Streptophyta, Magnoliopsida, Malpighiales, Euphorbiaceae. The record is from RefSeq and is a predicted model, not a curated record.
CCUGAGAGCUGCUAUAUGGCCAUAUUUGAUAAAAGCAGCUCAAUACAAAUGGAGACUAGCUUGGAAAAGUCUGUUGCAGUGUCAGCUUCUGCAGAAGAGAAGAAGAUGAUGAAAUCAAAUGGUGAUGAAGAUGGAGUUCUUCUAGGAACCACCAAGGGAGAAGAUGUGAUGAUACAUGUUAAACAAGAAGAGAAUAGCAGAAAGCGCCCUUCUUCCAUGGUAAAAAAUCAGGCCUCUCUCAAGCAUGAGGAUCAGCUCAGAUCAGCUAAAACUGAAAUCGGUGAGGUUAGAGAAGAGAAUGAAAGGUUAAAGCAAUUAUUAUCCAAAAUGGUGAAGGAUUACCAGUCUCUACAGAAACAUUUCUGUGAAGUUGUUCAAGAAGAAGAAGCAAAGAAAUCCACCAAAUUAACCCCUAUCAGUCGGGAUAAUGAAGAAUCUGAACUUGUCUCCCUCAGCCUUGGAAGAAAUUCCAGUGAACCCAAAAUGGAAGAGAAAAAGAGUAGUAAUUUAACUGAUGGAAAUGAGGAUAAUGAGGAAUUGAAUAAUAAAGGACUUUCACUUGCUUUGGACUGCAAAUUUGAACCAGAUUCAACUGUAACUAUGAAGAAUCCAAGUUCUGAAAAUAGUUUUGAUGAUGAAGAACCUAAGGAAGAGGAAGCAACUGAAACAUGGCCACCAAGCAAAAUGUUGAGGACAACGAUAAGUUCCGGUGAUGAAGUGUUGCAACAAACCCAGACGAAGAAAACAAGGGUUUCAGUCAGAACCAGAUGUGACACUCCAACGAUGAAUGAUGGAUGUCAGUGGAGAAAAUAUGGGCAGAAAAUAGCGAAAGGAAAUCCAUGCCCACGGGCAUACUAUCGUUGCACAGUCUCACCAACUUGCCCGGUGAGAAAACAGGUGCAAAGAUGUGCUGAGGACAUGUCAAUCUUGAUCACCACCUAUGAAGGAACACACAACCACCCUCUUCCACUUUCAGCCACAGCGAUGGCCUCCACCACUUCUGCAGCUGCAUCCAUGCUUCAGUCACGCUCAUCUUCCUCACAGCCAGGGCUAGGGACCUCAGUUUCUGCCCCUGCUUCUAUCUCCACCACCAAUGGACUAAACUUCACUGUCUCCCAAAAUAAUGCAAUAAGGCCACAGCAAUUCUAUUUUCCAAACUCCUCAAUCUCAACUUCCAAUUCACACCCUACCAUUACUCUUGAUCUGACGGCACCAACCAGCACCUCUCACUUUAAUAGAUUUCCUUGUGCUCCGAGAUACUCACCAACAUGUCUCAACUUUUCUUCUUCAUCAUCUUCUACUUCUUUAGACUCCAACAGUACCAUGCAAACAUUAUGGAACCCAGGCUACUCUACUUAUGGGGCAUUAUCUCACAGUAGAAACAAUAAUGGGUCCUUGAAUAACAUCGGAAAGCACCCACCUCAAGAUCAUUUAUACCAGCCCCAGAUGCAAAUGAACAGCCAGACUGCAGCUACCUCGCAACAGUCUUUGACAGAGACCAUUGCAGCUGCAACCAAGGUGAUUGCUUUAGAUCCCAAUUUCCGUUCAGCCUUGGCAGCUGCAAUCACAACAUUUGUUGGCAAUGCGGGUAGUGGGGGUAGUGGAGUUAGAGAACAUCCUGGUAUAGGAGAGCAUAAUUCUGCAGGCCUGAGCUCGAAGUUGGGUGACUCUCUUACAUUUAACGCACUCUACCCAAGUAGCCACGGAGGGAUAGGGUGUGCAUCAAGCUACUUGAAUAAAUCUCCCCCUACUCAACAAGGGAGCUUGGUUUCAUUUCCUCCUCCAUUCCCAUUUUCUGCUUCCAAGAGUGCCUCUGGGUCUCCCGCUAAUAGUAGGGACUACAACAAGGGAUGAGGUAUAUCAUUUCAUUUUAUUUAGUUUAAAUGUACAUUUUCCGCAGAAAAGAAAGAGGAUAGGUUAAGGCAUGUUGUAGAGAUGUUUUGAUAUGAAUUUCCAGUUAAAAUUUGUAAUUAUUCUUUUUCUCAAAGAAUAUGUGCCCUGUAAAAUAAUUAAGCAAAAGAAACAAGGGUUGUUUAUUUGAUUCAAAAUUAGUCAUUAGAUUAGAUUUAA